AUGAAUAGAUCUUCAUUAGUUCAAUCCAAUUCUACAUUAACAUCUGAUUUACCACUUCAUUCAUUAAAUAGCAAUACUAUGCAACAACAAAGACAACAACGUCGUCAUAAUCAUCGUUUAUCAUCAUCAAUAAUUGAUUCUCAUUUAGUUAAUUUAUACGGUCAGUUAGCAGCACUUGAACAACAACAACACCCAAAUUCUUCAUUAAUUGAUUCAAAUCGUUUAAAAUCAUUACUUGAAACUUAUCAUUAUAAUUGUUUACAAUUAAAAGCUCGCUAUAAAAUUGAAGAAGAACGUAUUGAUCGUCGUUUUGAUUUAGAAACCCGUUGUACACGAGCACAUUUUGCUGCAAAAAAAAGUGAAUUAAAAGAACUUUUACUUGAUCGUCUUCGACGAAAACGUAAAUUAGUUGUUGAUGAAAUGCGUUCAGCUAUUGAUAUACAUUCCCGUUCAUUUGAUGUUGAUCCAUUACUUGUUACUAUGCAACCACCACAUCCAUUACAAGCUAAAGCAUAUAAUUUUCGACAACGACCUGAUAUGGGACAACAAACAUCAUCAUCAAAUAUAAAUGAUGAUGAAUUUUCAACAUUAUUAACAAUGAAUAAUAUUGGUACAAGUGGAAUAUUAUCACCUAUGCCACAUCAACAAGCAGCACGAAAACGUCUUGUUGGAGCAUUUAGUAUAUUUCAAUUACCAAAAUGGACUGUUAAAGAUGAUGAAUGUGAAGAUGAUUUAAGAUUAAUAUCAAGUAGUCGAAAAUAA
This is a messenger RNA of Rotaria sp. Silwood1, 762 nucleotides long. Lineage: Eukaryota; Metazoa; Rotifera; Eurotatoria; Philodinida; Philodinidae. The record is from the annotation of a GenBank genome assembly.